Messenger RNA from Fonticula alba, 777 nucleotides. RefSeq lists its product as hypothetical. Gene Ontology annotation, biological process: endoplasmic reticulum to Golgi vesicle-mediated transport. Gene Ontology annotation, cellular component: membrane; trans-Golgi network. The coding region runs from base 1 to 777 and encodes 258 amino acids. The transcript has 5 exons. NCBI's taxonomy places the organism in Eukaryota, Rotosphaerida, Fonticulaceae. The record is from RefSeq and is a predicted model, not a curated record.
AUGAGCCACUACGGAAAGCUCGACGGCGAGGGUGAUAAUCCCUUCGGCGAUGAUGAGCAGUUCUCCUCCGUGCCGAUGACCCAUUCCGAGUCCCCCGAGCAGAACUACGCCCAGCCGCAGGCCACUCUCCUGGUCAAUGGCAACCCCUUCGGCGCUACGCCCGUCCCGACCGCGGUGCCUGGCUCUGGCGCCCCGCCUCCUGGUGCCUCUCCUCCACCCUCCUACUCGGAGAACUUUGUGUCCGUCAGCCAGGAUGCCCCCGUUGGCGGCGGUGUCCAUUCCGCCUACACCAAUGACGCCUACAUGCCGGACCCCUCGGCGCCGAUUGGUGUCAGCGUCGAUAUGUCUGCCACUGCUCCUGCCGCUCCGGCCGCUUCGGCCCGGAACCUCGCCACCCUCGAUGAGCCGGUUUCCGUGACCAUCCAGCAGGCGGCUGUCGUCUUCACCAUCGUCUUUGUCAUUGUCUGGAUUGGCGCCGGCAUCGUCACCCUCAAUGCCAAGCUUCUGGGAGGCAAUGUCUCCUUCUUCCAGACCGUUUGUGUCCUCGGCUACUGCCUCCUCCCGCUCGACAUCUCGGCCCUGGUGUGCAUGUUUGUCAGCAUCGUGCCCGUGCGGCUUGCUGUGGCCAGUGUUUGCACGGCUUGGUCAACAUACAUUGCCCUCACCUUCUUGAACCACCUGAAGCUGCAAAACCGCCGGGCACUGGCCGUUUAUCCCCUCUUCCUCUUCUACUUCAUCAUGGGAUGGAUGGUUGUCAUCAGCAAGAGCAUCAUCUAA